Molecule: messenger RNA, 1483 nt
Organism: Gastrolobium bilobum
Lineage: Eukaryota; Viridiplantae; Streptophyta; Magnoliopsida; Fabales; Fabaceae
Product: fasciclin-like arabinogalactan protein 1
Exons: 1
Coding region: 25-1272 (415 amino acids)
Biological process (GO): shoot system development; root development
Cellular component (GO): plasma membrane
Source: RefSeq, a predicted model, not a curated record
UCUCUCUCUUCCGAAGCUUCCAGAAUGCCGGCGACUGUGGCGGCCCUCGCGGCGGUGCUUCUCCUCUUUACAGCCGCCACAACCCACGCGCACAACAUCACGCGCAUUCUCAACAAGUACCCUGAGUUCUCCACCUUCAACCAUUACCUAACUCUAACACACCUGGCGCCGGAGAUCAACCGCCGCACAACCAUCACCGUCUGCGCCGUCAACAAUGCCGCCAUGAACGACCUCCUCGGAAAGCAUCCUUCCAUCUACACAAUAAAAAACGUCCUCUCCCUCCACGUCCUCCUCGACUACUUCGGAGCCAGGAAGCUGCACCAGAUCACCAACGGCACCGCACUCGCCGCCACAAUGUACCAGGCCACCGGCACCGCCCCGGGAUCCUCCGGAUUCGUCAACAUAACCGACCUUCGCGGCGGAAAAGUCGGAUUCGGCGCAGAGAACAACGACGGAACGCUCUCAGCGUCGUUUGUUAAAUCCGUUGAGGAGAUUCCAUACAACAUUUCAGUUAUCCAGAUCAGCAAUCUCCUACCCUCGGCCGCAGCGGAAGCUCCUACACCCGCACCCAGCCAACAAAACCUCACCGCCAUUAUGUCCAAACACGGUUGCAAAGUCUUCGCCGACACGCUCUCCGCCACCGCUGACGCUCUUUCAACCUUCACGGACUCCCUCGCCGGCGGAUUAACCGUGUUCUGCCCCAUGGACGAUGCCUUCAAGGCUUUCCUGCCUAAGUACAAGAACCUCACCGCCGCCGGUAAGGCCUCGCUCCUCGAGUUUCACGGCGUUCCGGUGUACCUGUCCCUUGACCUGCUCAAAUCCAACAACGGACCUGAGAACACUCUCGCCACUGACGGCGCCAACAAGUUUGACUUCACUGUUCAGAACGACGGCGAGCAGGUCACGCUCAAGACCAAGGCCACCACUGCCAAGAUCACUGACACGCUCAUUGAUGAACAGCCUCUCGCGAUCUUCGCCAUUGAUAAGGUUCUGCUUCCCAGGGAGUUGUUCAAGGCCGAGGCUCCAUCUCCGUCGCCAGCCCCGGCGCCGGAGCCCGCCGCAGCCGACGCUCCCGCCGCACCGAAGAAGAGCAAGAAGAAGAAGGGAGCGAAUGCGCCGGCAGAUUCAAGUUCCGACGCUCCUGCUGAUUCCCCGGAUGAUGCUGCAGAUCAGAACGCAGAUGAUAGUAGCGGCGCCGUUAGGUUUGACGGCGCCAGGUAUUUUAACGUUAUAUUGGUUUUGGCUUUGGGUUUUGGUUUUCCACUUCUGUGAGUUCUGGAACACAAAUGCUGGUUUUAAUUUAUUUUUUUAAAACAUUUUUAGCUUUUUUUGUUCAGUUAGGAAAUAAAGAUAAUUGGAAGUGUGUAUUUUUAUUUGAUUUAAUAUUCUAUUGGAGAUAAUGCUGUGAUUUUGGUGGUGAGAGAGAGGGAAAGUUGUUGAACGGUUCUGAUGUGAAUGUAAACAUUUGUUUACUUUUCUUGAA